This is a messenger RNA of Cryptomeria japonica (Japanese cedar), 3866 nucleotides long. Its product is annotated as pentatricopeptide repeat-containing protein At3g22470, mitochondrial. The transcript has a single exon. The coding region runs from base 46 to 3078 and encodes 1010 amino acids. Gene Ontology annotation, molecular function: protein binding. The record is from RefSeq and is a predicted model, not a curated record. Lineage: Eukaryota; Viridiplantae; Streptophyta; Pinopsida; Cupressales; Cupressaceae.
AACCAGCAGCAAAUUAAAUAUGAGAGAACCCUGUGCUAGGGAACGAUGUUUGGGGGAUGGGGGAGAAAAUGGGGAAAGAGAAAAGAAAGAAGCAUGAACUACGCAAAAACAGCGCACAUUCUAAACAAGUUCAGAUACUCCAGGCACUCCAUACUUUUCCAUUUUUGCAAAAACUACAGCUUAGCACUACCAAUCCAACCCAAAAUCCAUGAUUUUCUACAUCUUUUACAAUCCCAUGUUUACUGUAACAUCCCCCAAUUCCAAAAAAAUGGAACACUACAGGACAUUAUCAAAAUGGGUAUUGAGCCCAACGUCGGCCCCUGCAAUAAUUUGCUCCACUUUUUGUUACAGAGGGGUCGCCUUUGCUUAGUAUUGCAAGUAUAUUCUCAAAUUCUCUCUAACAAAAUUUCUCUAAAUGGCGAAACUUACAGAAUAGUUCUCAGCGCUAUUGCCAAAAGAGGGGAACUGCACGAAGCAGAGGAGGUGCAGCUGAUUCAAACGGAGCAAACGGAUGUUGUUCCUUUGGUUUUUCAAUACAAUCUGUUGAUUCAAGGGCAUUGCCAAACAGGUGCCCUUGACAAAGCUCUUAACUUAUUCCAGACAAUGCUGGGAAAAGGUACCGCCCCUGAUGCCUUAACAUACAAUAUAUUGAUAGAUGGUUUGAGUAGAUUUGGGGAUUUGCAGAGGGUAAUUAGUCUUUUGAAUGAAAUGUUUGAGAAAAAAUUAGGUCCCAAUAAUGGCACUUACAGUACUUUGACUAAUUGGUAUUUUAGGGCAGGGAAGUUGGAUAAAGCAAUAGGGCUUUGGGGGAACAUGGUGAAAAGGGGCUUUAGGAUAGAUGGCAAAAUUUGUACUGCAUAUGUCUAUGCACUUUGUAAAGCAGGAAAAAUGGACGAUGCAAAGAACUUUUUACAGAAUAUGAAAAGGGAGGGAUUGGUGGUAGACUCUACUGUUUACGAGAUUCUUAUUGGUGGGUACUGUAGGCAUGGUAAAUUUAGUGCAGCACUCAAGCAGCAUGCCGAGAUGAUGGAAAAUGGGCUUGUACCCAAUACUGAAACAUAUUCGUUACUUAUUGAUCACUUUUGUAAGCAGGGCAAUGUGGAAGGUGCUUUGGCAUUGCAAGGACAGAUAGUAAAAAGAGGUAUUUACCAAAAUAUUGCUGGUUGCCUGUCACUCAUCACGGGACUCUACACGAAUGGUAGAAAGCGAGAUGCAAACAAACUUGUGGACAACAUGGUCGAAAACGGUUUGGUUUCUGAUGUCAAUACUUACAACAUGCUUAUCCGCUACUUGUGUGAAGAAGAUGUGAGGACUGCUUUGAAAGUGUUUGAUAGAAUGAACGAUAAAAGUAUUGAAGCCAAUGCUUCAACCUAUGGUGUUCUUAUCAGUGGACUUUGCAAAAUAGGUGAGAUAGACAUGGCCCUCGAGCUCCAUCUUAAAAUGCUACAGAGAGGUUUCCUGCCAAGGAUAUAUAGUUUUAAUGCCCUUAUGAAAUGUCUUUGCAAGAAAAGUAGUUUGGAAGAUGCAAAUAAUCUUCUUAAACAAACCGUAGAGAAAGGCUUUAAAGCUAAUGCUCAUAUUUACUGCAGGAUGAUAAUUUUAAACUGUAAAAAGGGAAGCAUACAAGUAGCCUUAAGAUUGCACUGUGAAAUGCAGCAUAAUGGGAUUCUAGCAAACUUGGAAGCUUAUCAUGCUCUUAUCUCUAGAUUUUGCAAGGAAAAUGACACAGAGGGUUCUUUAAGGUUCUACCAUGAAAUGGAUGCCGAAUGUCCAUUGCAGACCGCGUUUUGUUGUUCCCUACUUCUCAAUAGACUUUGCAAAGAAGGAAGGAUGAAAGAAGCAUGUAAACUUUUGCGUGAAGCACUGAAAGAGGGCAUCAUAACAGAUAUAGAUGCUUACACAGUAGUAAUUGGUGAUUUGUGCAAGGAAGGUUGCGUGGUUGAAGCUUUAGAACUUUGCAAAGAAAUGGAGGUUGAAGGUAUUGUUCCAAAUGUACUUGCUUACAAUUUAGUUAUUGAUGGACUUUGUAGUGCAGGCCGCCUGGUAGAAGCUUUCAGAUUAUUUGAUGCAAUGGAGAGAAAAGGUGUUACUCCAACUCUUGUAACUUACUCUACUCUUAUAUGCAGUGUCUGUAAGGAAGGCUAUUUGGAAGAUGCAGACAAAAUUUUCAAGAAAUUGUCUGUUAAGGGGUUUGUUCCUGAUGCGAUUAUUUAUAAUUCAAUGAUUAAUGGAUACUGCAAGCAAGGUAAAGUUGAAGAGGCUUCCAAACUUUUCUCUGAAAUGCAAAAUCACAAUGUUUUUCCAGAUGCUUUGACUUGCCAUGCCCUGAUAAAAGGUCACUGUAAGAAAUGUCAAGUGGAGGCAGCUCUAAUAUUAUUUCAUGAAAUGGGGAGAAAGAAUAUUGUUCCAAAUGUUUUCAGUUACAGCAAUAUUAUCCAAGGGCUUUGUCACAAGGGGAGAAUGGAAGAAGCGAGCAAGCUUCUGGAAGAAAUGCUUGACAGGAAUUUACUUCUCGGUGUUCACGCCCACCAUGGAUUAUGGUCUGAAUAUUGCAGAAGGUGGGGUUUUGUUAAAACUAAUAAGUCAUUGGUUGAGCCAGAGGUUGAGUUUUCAUUUGAUGAAUACAUCAAAAUCCUUUGUCUUCAAGGAAAGAUACUGGAAGCAGGAACUAUAUUAAGAGAACUGGAGCUAAUGGAUGCAACUUAUUGUAAUUCUCUGGAAAUUGGUAGGUUGUUCAAGGAUGAGAUGGAAGGCAACAUGAGCUUACAUCAGAACAGACUGAUUUCUGAAAGUAUGAUAAGAGAAUCUGGUAUACAGGCUGCAAAAGCAGCUGUUAAUGAAAUUAAAAGGAUUGGUUACUCCUCCGAUAUUAAAGUGUAUUAUAUGGACUCAAUUGGCAGGUUUUGCAAGGAAGGCAAAAUGCAGGAUGCAUUGAGAUUCUAUGGUGAAAUGGUUGAAAAGGGCUUAGUGCCAGACUUCAGUACUUACAGUGUUCUCAUCAACUCUCUUUCUGCAAAUAAUAAUCUACAAGAAGCAAAUAAGAUUAUAACAGAAAUGGUAGAACUGCUAAAUAAUUGAAUGGGAAAGAAAUCAGAAAUGUGGAUAAUCACUUUAAGAAAAAUAUAAUUGACAGGUUUUGUAAUCUAUUUAUCAGAUUUUCAAUCCUGUGCACAAUAUAGAGGUUGCUCUAUAUGGCCUCAGUGGAUCUAUUAGAUAAUAAGAGUUCAGGUGCUAAAGUUGAAGAUUUAAGCUGUUGACUCUGAUCUAGUAAACAGGGAAUUAUGCACUAUGCAAGGCUUUUAACAGGUCUACAUGACAUUUAAAGCUUCUUGAAAGAGCAGUUUGCAAUUUGUUGGUUCAAACAAUCAGAUCCAAUUUCAAUACCAGCCAAAAUGUGGAAAACGGAAGUUUUGCACGGUGCUUCUUCUCCAGCGUGUCUUGGGUAAGACCUUAUGCAGCCAUGCAGACCAGCAUUACCAAAUGUAUUGUAAUCUCUUGCAGUUCAAACAACAAAGUUUUGUACCCUCUUUCAUUUACAUAAACAUUGUAAAAUAAAGUGUUUGCAUUCCUUUCAUAUUCAUAGAUAUCAUAAAAUAAAUCUUGUAAGCACCCCAAAGGAGAUAGGGAUUCUUAUGCUGAUGAAGACUACUAUUACCAAGAAGUAUUUUUAUGAAACCGAACAAGCAAACAUGCCCAAAUGAACAAACUUGGCUCCCUGAAUUUGAUAGCAGUUUAUUAUUGUCGACAACUUGUGCAAAAGAAUUUUUGUGGAUGAUAGAUUAUGUGAAUUGCACUGCUUUGUGGAGAGUAGAUUACGUGAGAUGUACUGCUCUGUGACAUUUUGGUUGAUACCCUUCUGUAAUGUC